Lachancea lanzarotensis is the source of this 879-nucleotide messenger RNA. It is a transcript of the gene SEC17, whose product is annotated as LALA0S09e04082g1_1. Gene Ontology annotation, molecular function: syntaxin binding; soluble NSF attachment protein activity. Gene Ontology annotation, biological process: intracellular protein transport; SNARE complex disassembly. The record is from RefSeq and is a predicted model, not a curated record. NCBI's taxonomy places the organism in Eukaryota, Fungi, Ascomycota, Saccharomycetes, Saccharomycetales, Saccharomycetaceae. The transcript has 2 exons. The coding region runs from base 1 to 879 and encodes 292 amino acids. Gene Ontology annotation, cellular component: SNARE complex; vacuolar membrane.
AUGUCUGAUCCGGAAGCUCUAGUACAAAAGGCUCAAAAAAAGGCCCAGCCUUCGUCAGGUUUCAUGAAGAUUUUUGGUGCUUCUGACACUUACAAGUACGAGGAAGCCGCAGACUUGUAUGUGGAAGCUGCUAAUUUAUACAGACUGCGCAAAGAACUGGAAAAAGCGGGCGAUUUGUUCUUGCAAGCAGCUGCAUGUCAGAUCCGGGCACAGAGUGAAGACGAGGCCGGAAACACGUUUGUGGAAGCUUUCAAGGCCUUCAAAGCCGGGUCCCUCCCCGAAAAGGCUUGCGAGGCCCUCAACAAGGCCAUAGACAUAUUCACACGGCGGGGCCAGUUUAGAAGAGGUGCCAAUUUCAAAGCUGAACUUGCAGAACUUUUGGAAAACGAACUGCACGACUAUGCCAAGGCAGUGGAGGCGUAUGAGGCGGCUGCCGAUUGGUACGCUCAGGACCAGGCUUUGGCGCUCGCAAAUAAAGCGUACUUGAAAUGCGCAGAUCUGCAGGCUCUUGAUGGUCGCUAUAUCGAAGCGUGCGACAUUUAUCGCAAAGUUAUCGCUAAUUCUGUGGGAAACAGGCUGAGCCAGUGGUCUUUGAAAGACUAUUUCCUCAAAACGGCGCUUUGCUAUUUGGCAGCCGACGACCAGGUUGCAGCGCAAAGGACGGUGACAGAGGCUCAGCAAGAAGAUUCAAAUUUUACCGGUUCUCGCGAGCAUGAAUUGAUUGCCGCGCUACUGGAGGCGUGUUCCGAAGGAGACUCUGAGAAGCUGAGUGCAAAAGUGUACGAAUUCGAUCGUUUUGCCAAACUCGACAAAUGGAAGACCACCAUACUGUUGAAGAUUAAGGACUCGAUAGCAUCUGCAGAUGACGAUCUGUUGUGA